Messenger RNA from Candidozyma duobushaemuli, 1422 nucleotides. It is a transcript of the gene LCB4, whose product is annotated as sphinganine kinase. NCBI's taxonomy places the organism in Eukaryota, Fungi, Ascomycota, Pichiomycetes, Serinales, Metschnikowiaceae. Bases 1 to 1422 code for a protein of 473 amino acids. Gene Ontology annotation, cellular component: intracellular membrane-bounded organelle; cytoplasm; membrane. The record is from RefSeq and is a predicted model, not a curated record. Gene Ontology annotation, biological process: sphingosine biosynthetic process. The transcript has a single exon.
AUGCUACUUUCUUCUUUUGUCCGCCAUGGCACUCUUCGGGAGGAUGGCAUUCAUCUUAAUGGUCCGUCUGAGCCUCAAAAGACCCUGGCAUCAGAAAUCUGUUGUGUAGGGACCAGCGCAGAUCCCGGAACCGACUAUCAUAUUCCGUUCGAGGAUAUCCUUUGGUGUGAGCUUGCCAACGAUGAUACGGUGGUGAAAAUCCAAUACGCUAAGAAGACAGGCAAAUCGCUCACGCUAAAAAACAUGCUAGUGGACGUGUCGUAUGCUGCUGAAGACCAUGACAUUGCCAGCAUCAUCUUGAAAAAAGCUUAUAAAGGCAGUAUUGUUGCCCCACGAGUGUUGGUGGUGCUCAAUAGCUUUGGAGGAAAGGGUAAGGCUCGGGACAUAUACAAGGAACGGAUUUUGCCCGUGCUUGAAGCUGCCAAUGUUGAUAUCACAUACCAAGAAACUACCCACCAGGGACAUGCCGUGGACAUCGGGCGUGAAGUCCAGGCGAAAUAUGAUGUGAUUGCUUGUUGCUCUGGUGAUGGCAUCCCACAUGAGAUAAUCAACGGAAUCUAUGAAAGGGAUGAUGCCGAGGAGAUUUUUGAUAAGAUCGCCAUAACACAGCUUCCGUGUGGCUCUGGUAAUGCCCUCUCGUUGAGUACGCACGGUACCAAUGAUGCUGCUGUGGCAGCGUUCCGUUUGUUGAAGUCAGAAAGAACGAAAAUGGACGUGAUGGCUGUCACGCAAAUGGAGGGCGGCGUCGAGCGUACAAGGAUAAGUUUUGUCUCCCAGGCGUAUGGAUCGAUUGCCGACGCGGAUAUCGGCACAGAGAAGUUGAGAUGGAUGGGUCCCAUCCGUUUCGAAAUCGGUGUAGCUCACAAACUUAUCACCAAGGCACAGUAUCCGUGCGAUCUCUGGGUGCACUAUGGUUGUGAAGGAGACGAGGUGAAAGACCAUUUUGACCGUCAUCGCAAAGGUCUUACCGUGGAGCACAGCAAACAGAAGUAUCCCAGUCUAAGUGAAGACCCCCCUGCUGAGUGGGAAAAGAUGCAGCAAGAUAUCGCAGACAACGUUAACAUCUUCUAUGUUGGCAAGAUGCCAUAUAUGUCCGACCAAGCCCAGUUCUUCCCAGCUGCUUUGCCUCAAGAUGGUAUGAUGGACAUGUUGGUCACCAACGCCAAAGCUCCCUUGAUUCACAUGUUGAGUUUGUUCACGAAGAUCGACCAGGGUGGUCAUGUCCACUCUAACGAAGUUAUCCACGCCAAAGUGCACGGCUACCGUUUGGUGCCACGCGUGGACGACGGUAGGAAGCACUACAUCUCGGUGGAUGGUGAGAACUUCCCAUUACUGCCAAUCCAGGUUGAGGUGGUCCCUCGAGCAGUCACAGUGUUACUUCAAAAUGGUCUCUAUGUUGACACAGCCUGGACCACCAACUGA